GAUUCAAUGGCGGCUAACGUCAGGUAACUUCGAGUCGCCCAACGGCGCGAAGACGACAGUCUGUCACCAUCCGUCACGGUAAUUCAUGCGUUUCGCCGGGAACACUCGACGAUUUGAUCAUCACCGGGACAUCAUUUCCCGCACCCGGACUCGAGCUACACCAGCUGCGGGAGCUGUUCCGGGACGUUCGCCAUUUUUAAAAGGAGCUCGAUCAGCCGCCCGCCGCCGCGCGCGCGAUCGCAGCGACUACGUCGUUCUCGACCGGGCGGGGGACGUGGUGGGGCGCGAAGGGAGAGGCAGCAAAGUGCGCGGCGAGGUGGUCUCCGAGCGACGGUGAUCGCGAACUCUCAACGACUACGUAGUGCCGAUCGUCGUCGAGUCGUGUGUGUGACGCAUCGCGUCGACGAGGAUCCGUUCGCGAUUCAUGGGCGUGUUCCGGCCCGUCGGCUGAUAAGGCGAGAGAACGAUUCGCCGCGGGUACGUGAGACGGAGAGAGAGAGAGAGAGCUCGCUGCGGCGACCGACGAUAUACGAUGUAAAGGUAAACCCACGACGGAGAAGAGGGCCGUCCCUUGCGCGUUCGAGCUCGGCCAAAGUCUAGGUGUAAGUGUCGGUCGGGCUGGGAGUCGUCGACAGCCGAGAGAGAGAGAAAGAAAGAGAGAGAGAGAGCGAAAAAGCUUCUUCGUCGUCGGGCGACGGUGACUUUUACGCGGCUUCCACCAGCUCCCGUCGCGGUGUAGCGAGCCGCCCUCGCCACAGCUAGGAUGUCGAGUCUGCCGCAGAUGUCGAGCAGCGGGCUCAGCAAGUUGAAAAAGAAACACUUUCGGGUGAAGCACCAGAAGGUUAAGCUGUUCCGCGCGAACGAGCCGCUGCUCAGCGUGUUUAUGUGGGGUGUUAAUCACACGAUAAACGAACUUAGUCACGUUAACAUUCCAGUAAUGCUCUUGCCGGACGAUUUCAGAGCUUACAGCAAGUUAAAGGUGGAUAACCAUCUCUUCAACAAGGAGAACAUGCCAUCCCACUUCAAGAUCAAAGAAUAUUGCCCGUUAGUCUUUAGGAAUUUGCGAGAGAGGUUCGGCAUAGACGAUCUCGAUUACAAGGAGUCGAUGACGAGAUGUCGGGCGUUUAAUCCGUCGCGAGCGAAGCAACGCUCGGAUUUGGUUUCCGUCUGCAGAAGGACUCGUCACUUGGUUCAGCGCUCCGCUACCACCCCGUCGAUUACUCUUUCCUCUCCUUCUGUCUCCUCGCAAAUUUCGAUUCUAAACAAACCGCUGCGUACCUACGGUUUUAAACCAAAACGCCUGAGAUCGCAGCCGGUGCUCGACGACUCGUCCGGAAAGAGCGGCGCGAAGUUCUACCAGUCCUAUGACAAGCUGUUCAUCAUUAAGACCCUCACGAGCGAGGAAGUGGAGAGGAUGCACUCGUUCUUGAAACAGUAUCAUCCCUACAUCGUCGAGCGACACGGGAAGACACUGUUGCCGCAAUACCUGGGUAUGUAUCGGCUGACCGUCGACGGUGUCGAGCACUACGUGGUCGCCAUAAGGAACGUGUUCUCGAAUCACUUGACCACCCACAAGAAAUUCGACCUGAAGGGCUCGACGGUGGACCGGGAGGCGUCGGACAAGGAGAAGGAGAAGGAUCUUCCCACUUACAAGGACAACGACUUCGUCAAGGAGGGCAUGAAGAUCUACAUCGGAGAAGAGGCCAAAGCUAAGCUAAUAGAAACCCUAACCGCCGACGUAGAAUUCCUGACGAGACUACACCUGAUGGAUUACUCCUUGCUGCUCGGUCUGCACGAUUGCGCACGCGCCGAACAAGAGAGCAGAGAGCGCGCGGAGAGGGAAGAGGACGAGGAUAAUCACGAGGAGGAGGAUGACAGUGAGUCCGGCAGCGGACUGGAGUCCCGAGGCCCGGCGGGAGACCGCCUGUGGGGUUGGGGCGGCGUCGGCGCGCUCACCAGCAUGGCAACGCCUCCCGAGUCGCCGCACGCCGCGCUGAUGCGCGACACCAGUUUACAGUACGAGGACGCGAUCAUACCUGAACUAGACAUUUACGCUAUUCCUAGUAAAGAAGGUGCUCCUACGAAGGAGAUCUACUUCCUGGCCAUAAUAGACGUGCUGACACAUUACGGUGUGCGCAAGCAAGCGGCGAAAGCGGCCAAGACAGUGAAGUACGGUGCUAACGUCGACGGUAUAUCCACCUGUGAUCCAGAACAAUACGGAAAACGAUUUAUAGAGUUCAUGAGCAAAGCCAUAGAAUAGACAGCGGUCGAUCCGGUCCAAGCCUGUGCGAGAGCCGAGGGAAUCUUACGACGAUAUUACCGCUUGUUGUGUGCGUACCGUCGGAGUGAAGUCGCGUUACAACGGAGCAGAGGAAAACAAAAAAAAAAAGAAAACCGCAACUUGCACUUGCAGGGUCUUUGGAGAUGCACGAUCAUCCCGCGGUCUCCGGUUCGGCAAACUUCGGACACUGCGUGUCUGCCGCCGGCACCGGUAUUCUCCUUAAAUAAUAAACGCUUUCGUCGAUAUCGCGCGCGAUAUCGCGGAUAGAAUAAUCGUCGUAGCGAGGUCGUCGCUCGUCUCGUCUCCCGGAGAAGGAGAGAGUUUAGCCGAUAUUUUUUAUCGACAAUGAUUCUCAUUCACGCGCAGUCCGACGCCAGGUCAUUCUCAUUCUCGACCUUAUUAUCGUCGACCAAUCCGCGCGCGUUGUUGCCUCGCACAGUCUCGAUCGUCGUAUGUACGUCGCGCGUGAUCUUCAGGCGUGAACCUCUCCGAGUUCCUCUCGCACCUCCUCGAGGCGGAACGUGCAGGCGACACGCACACACGAAUACCGCGGCUGCGUGGAGGGAUCUUUACAAACGCAAUGACAAACGCGCCCCCCCCCCCCGUCUUGUUUUCCGCACACCACGCACAUGCACGGAUUUUCGAAAGAACGGAUACGCGAUAUUUGACGACGACUCGCGUAGGACCGAGCGAGGAUCAGUUUCCAUUGUACUACGUGCGAAUCGGGUGGUAGGGAUGAUAUCUGCGUGAAUUAGACGGAAUUCUCGAAACCGCACAAUGCUUCUAUCUCUCUCUCUCUCUUUCCCCCUCUCCCUCCCUCUUUAACCGAUAUAUCAGUAGCCGUGAUACUUCGCGGGAGUAUGUCGAUUAAACAGCGAUCGACGGGCAAUAGUCAGAUGCGUACUGUAGGUUACAGGAAAAAAGAAAAAAAAAAGAAGAGCAGAUAUUCAACUCGAUGUUACCGUUGCAAUAAGUCCCGAAGGCGGGAUCCUGAUCGCGAGAAACAAAUGCGGCGCUUUCGUCGAGCGUGUAGCACCGAAUCGUUCGUCGCGAAACGUAAUCAUCUCGAGGAAGCUACCGAACGUCUCAAGGUAAUCGACGCGGUCACACGAGAGAGUGAUGAGCGACACUUCUCGUGUGCCGAGGUCAGUGUACACGUUACGUACACUCACAUAUACAUAGACAGACGUACACACACAAACACACACGCACACACAUACGUGUAUGUAAUGCAUAUACAAGAGCCACGAAUAAAUGUUACACUCCAGA
Dinoponera quadriceps is the source of this 3550-nucleotide messenger RNA. It is a transcript of the gene PIP4K, whose product is annotated as phosphatidylinositol 5-phosphate 4-kinase type-2 alpha. Gene Ontology annotation, molecular function: phosphatidylinositol kinase activity. Gene Ontology annotation, biological process: phosphatidylinositol metabolic process. The coding region runs from base 764 to 2260 and encodes 498 amino acids. The record is from RefSeq and is a predicted model, not a curated record. Lineage: Eukaryota; Metazoa; Arthropoda; Insecta; Hymenoptera; Formicidae. The transcript has 9 exons.